UUUUAAAACUGAUUUGAUCUGUUGAUAGUUGCCAUGAGCACCACUGGUUAAUGCGGAAACAUGGAAUCUCAGUGGGGAUAGGCUGAAAGGUUGAUGAUGGCUAGGGGAGGGAAAGGGGAGAGGGCGCUUUUAACGUGCUGCAGCAAUGACUAUCUCGGCAUAUAUUCAGUAUUCUUUCUGUCAAAGACAGGUGGAGUUUGCGUUCAUGAUUUGCUAGCCGCUUUAUUUGGUCGCGAUUGUGCCUAGUAUUUCGGGAAACUCGCGACCAACUGUGUUGCGAAUUCGGUAGUAUAGUUUUACAAAGCGUGUACAGAAUAAAAGGACAAAGUGAAAAAUAAGAUGUUCUUAAGAAUUAUUCGAGUUUCUUUGUCAUGAAGUUACGGUUUACUCGAAAAUGCGGUAUUUGAGUUUUUUGAUCUGAAUAGGAUCUGUAACCGGAUUUAUAUCACAGUGUUUUUAAAUUGUUUUUAGAAUAGCCGAACAAAUAAUAAGAAAAUCACGUGAUAAGGAAAUAGUCUAUUAUAAUAAAACGAUAUAGAUAAUAAAAGUAAAACGAAAUAAAACAGAAUUCACUUUCUACAAAUAUCAAUGAAUCAUCAGUUGAUCAUUAUCGUUAUUGACAUUCUAGAUUCUAAAAUUCACUUGUGAAGUUAAAACAAGAGACAAAAAUUGUGUGACACUUUGCUAGUUAAACGUGUUAUCAUCCUUAUAAAUAGUGUAUUCGUACUAAGUGUAAAAUACAAUACAUCGGAAACAGCUGUCGAAGAUUUGAAAGGAAGCACUGAAAUACCAAUGAAUUAUUGAUAACGUGUGAAAAAGUAAGGUAAUUGCGUUAAAAAUCUAGAAACGAUGUACUUAUUUUGAGAUAUGAAACUAAUAAAAAAAAACUAAUUAAACGUGCAUAUUUCUGACAAAAGUGUGCCAACCGAGUAAGAUAAUGUACGAAACAAUUUUUAACUCAAAGAGCGAAGAAACGUGAUAAACUAAAAUUACUUGAGAUUUGGAUCGAAAUAUUCCGAUUACUUACGUCGAUCGGAAAGAAUGGUGGUUUUCGAUGCCAUCUCUUUCGAGCAUCGAGAGCAGCGCACAGUGUAACAGGUAAAUUGGAUCGAAAGUGAGCAGCCGUUUCAUCGAGUAACGCUGUUUUCGCUGUCAUGCAAUUGCCACGAAAUUACGUAAUUGAACAACAGAGGACGAAAGAGGGACGAAGACGAAGUGUGUGAAAAGCGUAUUGAGAAUGACCUUCGAAAUCUUCUCGACUGUCCGUCCAUCGAGAGGGAAGAGAGUUCGGUCGAGCACGAUUUAUUAAUCCUAUCUAUAUCUAUAUCCGUGAUUGUUUCAAAGCCGGGGAAGAAUCGAAGUAAAGGAUGUGGUGCGGGAACAGAUGAUCCUAGCGAGGCAAUAUUAUUCUGGCAAGAGCAUCGAGAUUUUUUAAAGCGAUUAUAGUUGGUUAUGCCGUGUCUCUCAGCGCAGCAGGUGUACCGUGAGAGAUGACAGUCACUUACACUGCUGAAGUCGCUACCUGCAAAGGUCUCGGUUGCUUUCUAAAAUUACUCCUAAGAUGGCGAGCCAGCAUAUACAAGCUGGUCUGGCUGGACCUCGCCCUCUUCCUCUUCAUAUAUUAUUCGCUCUCGAGUAUCUACCGAUUGAUACUGGACGACGAGCAGAAGAAGAUCUUCGAGGCCAUAGUGACAUACUGCAAGGAGUACAGCGACCUGAUUCCUUUAUCUUUCGUCCUGGGCUUCUACGUUAGUAUCGUGAUGACCAGAUGGUGGAACCAGUAUAUGGUGAUACCGUGGCCGGACUCGAUCGCCGUUUUCGUAUCGGCCACUAUACACGGGAACGACGAGAGGGGUCGAUUGAUGCGUCGAACCAUCGUCAGAUACGUGUGCGUCUGUUUGACGCUGGUGCUUGCGAUGGUUUCGCCACGGGUGAAGAAACGUUUUCCCACGUUGGAGCACUUCGUGGAGACUGGCUUGCUGCUGGAGAACGAAUUGGUCAUAUUCCAAAGUCUGAACGCCAAGUUUCCCAAGCCUAGCAAGCAUUGGCUGCCAAUAGUAUGGGCGUCGAGUAUCGUGACGCGUGCGAGGAAAGAGGGUCGGAUACGCGACGACUUCGCCGUGAAAACGUUGAUAGACGAGUUGAACAAAUUUCGCGGCCUCUGCGGUAGCCUCAUGCACUACGAUACGAUCAGUGUUCCUCUGGUUUACACCCAGGUGGUUACGUUGGCUGUGUACACGUAUUUCUUGACGAGCGUGAUGGGUCGUCAAUGGGUUCAGAAUUCAUCCACGUCCACGAUCGAUCUCUAUUUCCCGGUAUUCACGACCCUCCAAUUCUUUUUUUACAUGGGCUGGUUGAAAGUGGCCGAGACGUUGAUCAAUCCAUUCGGCGAGGAUGACGACGAUUUCGAAGUGAACUGGAUAAUCGAUAGAAAUUUACAAGUUAGCUACCUUAUCGUUGACGAGAUGCAUCACGAGCAUCCAGAAUUAAUCCGCGACCAGUAUUGGGACGAGAUAUUUCCUACCGAGCUGCCGUAUACAGCGGCGGCUCAAGCUUUCCGCGAGGAACAUCCGCAACCCUCGACGGCCGGCAUUCAAUUGUCAGCGGCGCAGCAAGAGCUUCAACCGUCCACUGCGAGGAUCGACGACAUGGCGGCGGAUUUCCCGCAAAAGUUCCGUAGCGAUGUGGCAGACGACGCCGAGUCCGGUAUACACUUUACAGCUACCGGGAAAAUGUCAAGGAGCGCUACCGAAAGUGGUAAAAUAGCAAGAAGUGCGAGCAGAGUGAGCACUCGUGAUCGCACCCUGAGCGGGGGCUCAACACCAAGCAUCAUAGGGGAUUCUUUGACGAGAGUGAACAGCGUGACCAGCGUGCUGAAACGUUUAUUCAGCAAGGAUGACAGGCCGGACGGUGGUACGUCGAGCGGUACCAAAACACCUGGCAGGCUGGCUACCUCCAGUUCUGCCGCCUCGUUGCAAAAUCGGAUUGUUGCGGGGGGAGGGUCGAUGAGGAUCGGGGUGAUCAAGGAGGAAGCGGACGAGCAGAUGACAUUGGUGUCGAUGAAGUCGCAGGACAAGAAGCCGCACGUGCAGAGCAUAUUUUCACCAGGGCCACCGCCACCCAGCGCCCCCGUCGCUGUCCCCGGCAUGGAACACUCGCGAAACGGCGAGAUAUUUUCGUGCAGCGCCCCCAUAACCGGUGGCGUGUUAGAGGGAAGUAACGGUGAAAGUAGCGCCAACGAUAGGCGAUACGCGCCUGAUUCAAGAACGCAACGGACGACGCAAUCGGCACGUUCGAGCAUUAUAUAUGAACCAGCGACGAGCUACGUCGGAAGUGGAAUCGGCAGCGAUCUUAUAAGUACUCGCACGUCGUCGUGCAGCAGCAUAAAUUCCGACGACGAGUUCUCGAAAUUGAAGACGGAAAGGGAGAAAAAGAGGCGGGAGAAAAUUGUACGGAGACUGGCCAGAAGCACGAGCGGGCAUAAUAAUUUGAUCGACGAACACUCGAGGAGCUUCCUGGACGAGCAUCUUCUGUUGACUGAUAUGGCGAAUACGUCGCGUUUGUCCAUGAUGCGAGGAGAGAGCGAGGACACGGGCACGAACGAAAACGUCUAGCAGGAUCACGAAUGGUACAUCAUUGAAGUUUAGUCUCAACUCUCAGGCGAAAGACGGAAGGAAAGAACGAUGUGCGAAGUGUUUCUACGAUAUUUAUAAAACGAGAAGACUACCGAUCAAUCGUGAGAUCGAAGAAAAGUACUUAAGCGAAUUAUUUUGAUAUACCGUUUUUAUUUCCGUCGAGAUUGAUUCGCAGGCUCUGUAAGGUAUUAGUUUAUACACGAAUUUUUUUUACUAGAACGAUAUUCGUGAAGAAACAGAGUGACGAACGUCCUACAAGUUUAAUCAUACAAUUUGUGAUUGAGAAAGAGUGAAACUGUGUAGAAUUAAUUAGGUGAAAUUUAUAAGCAUUUUUCAUUGUAAAAGAGAGAAAGGAAAAAUUGCAACAAUGUUUUACGUAUACGUAAAACAAGAAGUGUAUCUUGUUCUCCAUUUUGAAAGCAAAACUUUUCUAUCCUAUGUAAUUUCUAAAUGUUUAUAAUUUAUAUUAAUAUAUUUAGAAAUAUAUAUAGAAUGGACAAGAUACGUUACAAUAUGGACAGAGAUAUUUGAUAAAAAGAUACUCAAAUAUCGUUAUUAAACAUCCAAAGAUUACAUAUAUAAGUGGAAACAUCGAAAAUUAUUGUUGCUAUAUUUAAACGAUCAAUUUACUAUAUAUAUAUAAAUAUGUAUAUAUAUAUAUAUAUACCGGUAUACCUCUCACUUCAAAUUCUACGUAUUGUAAAGUGACAAGAAUUAUAAGAUCAUUGUUAUCAAAUAUUGCCUUAUAUAAUAGUUUUCUACAUUUGCGUUUUUACAAAUGAAUCAUAGCUGCCUAAUAUUUUGAAGAAGAAGAAAAAAAGAAGGCUUAUACGUGUAGAUUAAUUCUUAUUUUAAUUAAUCACUUAACUCUUAUUUUUUUUACAUAUUAAGUAGUUGUUAAUAUAAAAAGAUUGAAAAGAUUUCAAGCAAUAAUUCAAAUUAACUUAAAUUUUUCUUUCAAAUAUUGAUGAUAGAUCAUUUGCACAAGAGAUUUUUUCAAUGAAAUAUAUAUAUAAAAAAAAAAGUGUUCAGUAUGAAUUAAAAUCUUUAUAGGAUUUCAAUUGUUACAAAAUAUUGAAGUGCCUGUCUUGUGCCUAAUCUCGUUCAAUCAAAAGAUAGUAUUCACUUGACAAAUUGUUUGUUGUUAAUUUUAAGUUUCUCGGUUGCUUCGAAUAAUAUUGUGAUCAUAUUGUCAUGCUCAAAAUAAAUAUUUUUACAGUGUACAGAUACAGUAAUGCGCUCGAGCACGCACAUUCCAGGAAACACGAAUAAAUUUAGACAAAGUCGAUGAAACGAUCGCACGUUGAUAAAAUUAAGUUGAUAUUUUUCUUACGUUUAUAACUUGUAUUUAUAAUAUCGCACAUAAUUUUCGACUAAUUACUAGAUAUACGUGUAAAGAAUAGGAGAGAUUUGAACGAAAGUUCGAAACGACGAUAAAUAGGAGAUCGAUAAAUUUGUAGAGGAAUUAGCAAAAUAUUAACAAAUAUAAAAUUCUGUAUAUCAUCCGUAUAUCGUGUAUAUAAAGAGUGUACAGAAAGAUGCUUAUGUAGCAUUAUUUAACAUUCGGUACUGCCUAUAUAUAUAUAUAUAUAGCUUACGUUAGACAAUGCAUCUUUUAUUUUGGAAUUACAUUCCAGGACGCGAAUAAAACCGAUGAUGCUCAUCGUUGAACAGUAUUACGAUGUACUAGAAAUAAUAUCCUCUUGGAUUGUCAUACAAAAUUUUUCUGAAAUAAACAAAUAUAUAUUACGAA
Messenger RNA from Apis mellifera (honey bee), 5388 nucleotides. RefSeq names its product bestrophin-4. The transcript has 10 exons. The coding region runs from base 1491 to 3614 and encodes 707 amino acids. Lineage: Eukaryota; Metazoa; Arthropoda; Insecta; Hymenoptera; Apidae. The record is from RefSeq and is a predicted model, not a curated record. Gene Ontology annotation, molecular function: chloride channel activity.